This is a messenger RNA of Clunio marinus, 417 nucleotides long. NCBI's taxonomy places the organism in Eukaryota, Metazoa, Arthropoda, Insecta, Diptera, Chironomidae. The record is from the annotation of a GenBank genome assembly.
AUGCCAUUUGUUGUUAAGAUUCCUGAAAAUGUUAUCAUCAGGAGAACAAGUCAAGAAAAACAAAAAGAAACAAAAUCCAAAAACACUAGUUUUAAAUAUCAAUCGCGAUGUAAUCGAACUAAGUUUAAGUCUGAUGCGAUAUCAAAAUUGAAUUUCUUUGCAGAAUUUUUCGCUGAUAGUGAAAGUGAUGAAAUAGAAAAUCUUCCAAUGAUAAGUAAAAGAAUGAAACCAAAGAAAAAAAAGACUUCAUUGCGUUGUUUACAUUGUCCAAAAACUUAUCUCAGCCAAGCAUCACUUGGACGACACAUACAGGAGAAGCACGAAGGUAAAGUUUUUCUCUGUCUUUAUUGUGAUUUUAAGGCAAAAAGGAAAUACUAUCUUCAACAUCACAUGAAAACUCACCAACCUAAAAAGUAA